AUGUCUGAAGCAACAUCAACAGUCUUCUUGUUAGGACAAGGAGCAGGAUAUGGUAUCUUAGUAGGAGUAGGUGCAUUAUUCGCUGGUGGUAUGAUCUUAACCACAAAAGGGUUAGCCAAAUAUCUUAGAGAAAACCAUCACAAUACCGAAACUUUCUCAGUUGCCGAUAGAAGUGUUGGGACUUUCCUUUCUGCAUCUGCUGUUUAUUCAAGUUGGUCAUGGGCUACUGAAUUAUUAUGGGUGAGUACUAUGGUUUAUUCAUAUGGUAUUCAAGCUUCUUAUUAUUAUGGUGCUGGUUUAGCGGUUCAAAUUGCGGUGAUGUCGAUGAUUGGUAUUCAUGCAAAGAAAAAGGUUCCAAAUGCUCAUACUUCUUUAGAAAUUGUUGAAUUAAGGUAUGGGAAAUAUAAUCAUUUAUUAUAUUUAUUUUUAGCUUUAGCUAAUAAUUUAUUAUCUUGUUCUUCUAUGAUUUUGGGUGCUUCUGGUGCUAUUUCUAUCAUUGCUGGUAAUUUGAAUAUCGUGGCUUCUACUAUGUUGAUUCCAUUUGGGGUUUUGUUAUAUACUGUUGUUGGUGGAUUAAAAGCUACUUUCUUAACUGAUUACGUCCACACUUUAAUCUUAUUGCUCGUGUUAUGUUAUCUUAAUACUGCUGUCUUGUCAUCAGACCAAAUCGGUGGAGUAGAUGGAUUAUAUGACUUAUUAAUCAAUUUCGACGGAAGAUAUAUCGAAGGUAAUUACGCUGGAUCAAUCAUGACUGGUAAAUCUCAAGGUGCAUUAUUUUUCGGGUUGAUUUUAACUUGUGGUAAUUUUGGUCUUACUGUUUUAGAUUCCUCCUUCUGGCAAAAGACUUUUAGUGCCAGUCCAAAAGCCACGGUUCCAGCUUACUUAAUCUCAGCAUUCUUGAUCUUCUCCAAUGUCUGGCCAUUAGGUUCCAUUAUUGGUGGUGCUUCUAUCGUGUUAGAAAAAGACCCUACAUUCCCAACUUAUCCACGUGCUUUAACCACCUAUGAAAUCGAAUCCGGGUUCGUGUUGCCAUAUGUCUUAAAAGCUGUCUUAGGUAAUGGAGGUGUUGGUGCUUUGUUAUUGGUCAUUUAUCUUGCUGUUACUUCCACCGUUUCAGCACAAAUGAUCUCAGUGUCUUCCAUUCUUUCUUUCGAUAUCUAUAAGAAAUAUAUCAAUCCUCAAGCACAAAACAAAUCAAUGAUUAAAGUUUCUCAUUAUGGCUGUGUUAUUUUUGGUAUUGGUGCUGCUGCUUUUAGUGUUAUGUUACAUUAUGUCGGGGUUAAUAUGACUUGGUAUGGAUAUUUCUACCCAUUGAUUAUCUGUCCCGGUGUUAUUCCUUUGAUUUUCACCAUUACUUGGGAUAGACAAACCCAAUUGGCCAGUUUCAUUUCUCCAAUCUUAGGAUUGAUCGGUGGUAUUACUGUUUGGUUGACUGCCGCAAAGCAUUAUUCUGGCGAGAUUACUAUUACUUCCACUGGUGGACAAUUACCUGCUUUGUUUGGUUCUUUGACGGCUUUAUUAUUACCUGGUAUUGCAAGUGUAAUCAUCUCAUUUAUUUAUCCAAGUAAAUUCGAUUGGACCACUUUACAAAAGGCCGAUUUAUUAAUUAAACAAGAUGAAUCUGCCAGCAAUUCCGAUGAUGAAAUUAAUUCUGAUGAAGUUGCCGAAUCUAUUGAAAAAACAGAAGAAGUCAAGGUCCAUGUCACAGAAUCAACCAAGCCACAACAAUCAGGAGAACAACAAGAUGAAGAAUCACUUACUACUAAAUCAAACCAACAGUUAUCGCCAAAAGAAUUAGAUUUCUGGAUUAAAAUCGCCACAGCAGCUUCUGUUUUUAUUUUGUUGAUAACUUGGGUUCUUUGGCCAAUGCCAUUAUAUCGUGAUUGGAUAUUCUCCAAAGCUUAUUUCCAAGGUUAUGUUACCGUAUCGUUGAUUUGGUUGUAUACUACUUUGAUUGUUAUUGGUAUCUUGCCGUUGAUUGCUGGUAGACAUUCAAUUGCAAAGGUGUUUAGAGGGGUUUAUCGUGAUUAUAUAAAGAGAAAUUAG
Molecule: messenger RNA, 2046 nt
Organism: Hemisphaericaspora subhashii
Lineage: Eukaryota; Fungi; Ascomycota; Pichiomycetes; Serinales; Debaryomycetaceae
Gene: DUR32
Product: Dur32p
Exons: 1
Coding region: 1-2046 (681 amino acids)
Biological process (GO): urea transmembrane transport
Cellular component (GO): plasma membrane
Molecular function (GO): urea transmembrane transporter activity
Source: RefSeq, a predicted model, not a curated record